Acanthosepion pharaonis is the source of this 699-nucleotide messenger RNA. NCBI's taxonomy places the organism in Eukaryota, Metazoa, Mollusca, Cephalopoda, Sepiida, Sepiidae. The record is from the annotation of a GenBank genome assembly.
AUGGAUGAGGAAAAAACGGCCGCUGUGUCGGCGGUGAACACUGUCAGCCUAGCCUACUUUAAAGCGGACCCAGCUUUAUUUUUCGCACAGUUAGAGUCGGAGUGCGAACUGAGAGGAAUUACCUCCCAGAAAACAAAAUUUAAUUUAGCGGUCUCCAAGUUGCCUCUCGAAGCUGUCCAGGAGGUGGGAGAAAUUAUCAUCUCUCCGCUGAAAGAUAAGCCAUAUUACAAGUUAAAAGAGGAACUUGUUCGGAGGACGUCUAUGUCACGGCAAAAGAAAUUGUCGCAGCUUUUGCAUAAGGGGCAAUUGGCAAGCCGUCGCAAUUUUUACGUCCGUUUGCCCUCUGCGUAUCACGCUGUUUUAGCCGCGGUGGGUGAAGAUGCACCCGUCGAAAAGCUGGCUGAAAUAGCAGAUAAUGUAGCUGACCUAACUUCGGGAUGCACUGCUCCCGUUUCUGCCGUACAGACGCAAGAGCCAGAUCCGCUGGCUAAACUUUUGGAGAGACAACGAAGGUUAGAGGCUAUGAUGGAAGACUUAGAGAGACGGUUGCAGAAGGUUAGCAUUCUCCGCUCCCAAAGUAGAGGUCGUGUAAGAACUGUUAGCAAGGAGCCAAUGUGCUACUUACACAGGAAAUUCGGGGAUAGGGCUAAUUAUUGCAAGCCCCCUUGUUCCUUCAAUUCGCAACAGGGAAAAACCUAG